AUGACUAAAUAUGCCGAAGGUUAUCCUGGUAAACGCUAUUAUCGGGGCUGUCAAUAUAUUGAUAAGAUAGAGGAAUUGGCAAUAAGCAGAGUUAAAAAAAUAUUCGGGGCGGAGUAUGCUAAUGUUCAACCACAUUCUGGAGCGCAGGCCAAUCAAGCCGUUUAUUUAGCCCUUUUAAAACCAGGAGAAAAAAUAUUAAGUUUAAAUCUUUUCUCAGGCGGACAUUUAACUCAUGGAGCCAAAGUUAAUUUUUCGGGAUUUUUCUACCAAGUUCAUUAUUAUAAUCUAGACCCAGAAACGCAAAAAUUAGACUACGAGCAAAUAAGAAAACUAGCCCUUGAAGUGCGGCCGAAAUUAAUUAUUGCCGGUUAUAGUAGUUAUAGUUUGCAAGUAAAUUUUGCCGAAUUUCGGAAAAUUGCGGACGAAGCAGGUGCCUACCUGCUGGCCGAUAUCUCACAUGUAGCCGGCUUAGUAGUUGCUAAAUUAUUUUCUAAUCCAGUUCCUUAUGCUGAUGUAGUUACUUUCACUACUCAUAAAACAUUGCGAGGACCGCGCGGAGCAGUGAUUUUAGCCAAAAAAGAAUUCGGGAGUUUAAUUAACCGAGCCGUUUUUCCAGGAAAUCAGGGCGGACCGGCCCAAAAUAUUAUUGCUGCUAAAGCCCAGUGUUUUUAUGAGGCUGCACAGCCCGAGUUUAAAAAAUAUCAAAAAAAGGUAUUGGAAAACACUAAAAUUAUGGCCGAUUAUUUCCUAAAGAAAGAAGCAAAAGUAAUUAGUGGAGGAACUGAAACUCACUUAUUAAUUAUUGAUACUAAGACUAGUUACAAUUUAACCGGUAAAGAAGCAGCAGGAAAAUUAGAAAAAGUGGGGAUUAUUUGUAAUGAGCAAAUGAUACCUUAUGAUACUGAAAAACCUUCGGUUGGUAGUGGUAUUAGACUUGGUUCACCAGCUCUAACUACCCGUGGAUUGGGAACUAAGGAAUUUCAAAAAAUUGCCUCGAUUAUUGACUUAUUAUUAAGAAAUUACCAAAACCAAAAAAUAGUAAAAAGUGUUAUAAACAGAGUUUAUUAUUUAAAUAAAAAUAAAAAUUUCAAAUAUAUUAUCAUUAAAGACCAUGCUAAUUUUGCUCCAAAAGGUCAAGAUAUAGUGUGUGCAGCUAUUUCUGCUAUUACUAAUGGCGGGAAAUUAGGCGAGAAACUUCCACCCCGUUUUAGAAAACUAUUAAGUGAAAAAAAUAAAAAACCUUUUGAAAUAGUUCUAGAAGUAGAUAGUAAGUGUGGAAUAAAAAAAUCUUCUUUAUCUGUUGUCGCCCGAAACAAGGUGAUUAAUAAAAGUGGCAGCAAUUAUUUAAGUGAGAACAAGGGUGGUUAUGGACCUUGUAACGGGGCUUAUAGCAGUUGUAGCAAUAAUCUUACAUUCAAAAUUGAAAUAAUUCUUAAAAAUUCUCGCGGUGGAUGA
Molecule: messenger RNA, 1455 nt
Organism: Entrophospora candida
Lineage: Eukaryota; Fungi; Glomeromycota; Glomeromycetes; Entrophosporales; Entrophosporaceae
Source: the annotation of a GenBank genome assembly